This is a messenger RNA of Frankliniella occidentalis (western flower thrips), 1637 nucleotides long. Its product is annotated as prostatic acid phosphatase-like. The record is from RefSeq and is a predicted model, not a curated record. NCBI's taxonomy places the organism in Eukaryota, Metazoa, Arthropoda, Insecta, Thysanoptera, Thripidae. Gene Ontology annotation, molecular function: phosphatase activity. Gene Ontology annotation, biological process: dephosphorylation.
GCAGGCAUCGCGUCCACGUUCCGCCUCGGCCGGCUGUUCCGACAGCUGUACGGCGACUUCCUCGGGGACCUGUACUACCAGACCGACGUGAACGCCACGUCCACGGACAUCCCCCGCACCAAGCUCAGCCUGCAGGCCUUCAUGGCGGGUCUGUUCCCGGCCAAGGGCUCCGAGCAGUGGGACGCGCCGGGCAGCCUGGGCGCGUCCUGGCAGCCCUUCGUGUACCACUACAUGCCCAAGCACCUGGACGACUACUUGUACAUGAACGGCGUCGAGUGCCCGCGCUACGCCAAGGAGUUCGCCCAGGCGGAGCGCAGCGACAGGGUGCGCCAGAUCCUGGGCAGCGACCCGGCCAUGGUGGCCGAGCUCACGGAAAAGGCGGGCAUCGGCAACAGCCUGGCGCAGAUCUCCAGGUUCUACUGUACCAUCAGCAUCGAGACCGACGAGGGGCGUAUCGUCCCCAGCUGGGUGAAGCCCUUUUACCCCGAGCGCUUGGAGAAGGUGAGCCUGUGGCACUUCCACGUCCGCGUCCUCACCAGGGUCAUGCAGCGCCUCAAGGCGGGCCCGCUGGUCAAGCACCUGGUCGCCACCAUGAAGGAGACGAGAGACGGUGCCAAGAAACCCCGCCUCUGGAUCUACUCGGGCCACGACGACACCGUAUCCGCCCUGGGGCUCGCCAUCCGGACCUGGGGAGCAAUGUACCCAGACUUCAACGCCAUGCUUGUCCUGGAGCUGCUCAAAAAGGCCGACACCGGCGAGUACGCAGUACAGGUGCUCGUGCGAGAGAGCCACGCCGUGGACGCACACGUCGUGCCCGUUGAGGGUUGCGACGGCAACCCCUGCCCACUCGACAAGUUCCACGAGCUCGUCAAGGACGUCAUCCCCCAGGACUGGAGGAAGGAGUGCCAAAUAGGGGAAGAAAAGAAGAGAAUACAGACCCAUAAAAAUGGAAUAUUGGUGGCGAACGGGACAGUUAUGUCGAAGAACAAAAUCUAGACCAUUCAUUUUACUUAAUUUAUUAUUCGUAGAAGCACGUAUAUACUAACCCCAUCAAACAUCACCGUCAUACUCAUCACAUCUAAUCUCAUGAAUAAAUUAUUUAAUCAUCGACGACAUUAGCACUAGAAGGAGCGCUGCGGCUGUCUCCGCGGGUCAUCCGUCCGCCCUCUUGCUCGCCGUCCUCGGUCUGCUGGCGCUGCCGUCCACCAUAUUGCGAGCUGCGCUCCGGUGACAGUACCACAAAAACGGCGCCGUUUUACGGGAGCUAAAAGUCACAACGCUGCAAGAGUUAAAAAUAAACAGCGCGCAAGCGGCGUAGGUUCCAAAACCAGCCAAAGACGCCAUCUAUCUGCGGUCGCCAGCGCUCACAUUCGCCAAAACUAAAAGGUUGCUGGCACUCCACGGACACGAUCCCUAAAAGUACCGGUGACAUCAAGAAAUUCUUUGCAACUCCAGCCGAACUGCAGCUGCUCUGCUGCAGCCCGUGCGGGAUAGCCGAGUCCUGCAGGGCGGCUGCAGUGCGCCAAGGAAUGGCGUAGAAACUGCUUGUCUGCUCGAUGAGCCCAUCACAACACUGUAGGCGCAUUCUCCAGCGAACAAACGAGGAACAAACAAUAAAAAUACAGUAGUACAGAGGG